AAAAAUAUAUGUGAGUGUCAAAAACUGGUUCUGGACCAUACUAAUCGAUAUUUACAAAAGUAGAGAAACGCGGAUGGUUCAAUCUUUAAUAUUUAUUUUCAUAUUUUAUAAAAUAGCAAUUAUUAUAAUUUAACGAUAAUAAAAAAUUCUUUAAUAAUUUUUUUAUAAAUUUUUAUUUAUAUAUCUUCACAUAUUUAAACUACAAUAUCUAUUGAUAUGGUUAUAGUGAUUUUUUGAUAGUGAGGUUAUAAAAAUGUAAUGAUUAAGAAAUUAUUAUUUGAAUGAUAAAUGAGACAAAAAACAAUGAAAAUGAUAGAUUUUUUUAUGGUAAUUUCCAUUAAUCAUGAUAUAACAAAAAUUCGACACAGUACUUAAUAAUUAAGAAAGUAUAACACAAUGAAAUCUGUGUAUAAAUUGUUUUUUCUGUGCCUUAUUUUUAUUGCACUUAUCAUAUUACUUAAUUUAACAAAUUUCUCCAAUAAAAUCUAUGAUGCACGUAUUAAAGAAACUGUUGUUGUUUCUACUACUGUUAAAAAAUUUCAAGCAUCCUCUGUAACAGGAGAAGUCACAAUUUGUGUGGUGGUUUGUGGAGAUAGAGUAGAUGAAGCAUUAACUAUGCUCAAAUCUGCCCUAGUUUUUACACAUAGAUUUUUACAAUUCAUUAUUCUAGCAGAAACUAACUUAAUUCCUGCUUUUAAUGAAAAGCUAGCUGAAUGGAAAUUUUUGUCAAACAAAACUUUUGAUUUUAUUGUUAAAUCUAUUACAUUCCCUAAGGAUAGUGAUGCUGCAAUGUGGAAAAAACUUUUUAAGCCUUGUGCAGCUCAGCGAUUAUUUCUUCCGUCAGUAUUAAAUAAUAUAGAUGCAGUUCUCUAUGUGGAUACAGAUACAUUAUUCUUGGCUCCACCAGAAAAAAUUUGGGAUGAGUUCAAGAAAAUGAAUUCCAGUCAAUUAGCAGCUUUAAGUCCAGAACAUGAAGAUCCUAAUACAGGAUGGUAUAACAGAUUUGCUAAACAUCCUUAUUAUGGGAAGUUGGGCGUAAAUUCUGGAGUAAUGUUGAUGAAUCUCACAAGAAUGAGAGAGUUUAGAUGGAUAGAAUAUGUGAUACCUAUUCAUAAGGAAUACAAAUUAAAGAUAACAUGGGGAGAUCAAGAUAUAAUAAACAUUAUAUUCCAUUAUCAUCCUGAAAAACUAUAUGUCUAUUCUUGUAGAUAUAAUUACAGACCUGAUCAUUGUAUGUACAUGCCUGUUUGUAUAAAGGCAGAAAAAGAAGGUGCUUUGGUUAUACAUGGUUCCAGAAGUACUUUUCAUUCUGAAAAACAGCCUCCUUUCAAAGCAAUUUACAGAGCUAUGCAAGAAUAUCAGUUAGGUACAGAUACCUAUGAUUAUUUAUUAGUGCCAAUGAGAAAUUAUUUAGCUCUGGAACAUAAAUCUAAUUGUGGUAAAGUGUGGAAAGCAUUUAUUAUUCAGCCUGAAUUGCACUUAGGACAAUAAUAAUAUUUAAAUGUUUUUUUAACAUAUAAAAAAUAAUUAAUAAUCUCUUUUGAUCAAUCAUCAAAAUAAUUCAUGUUUGACACACAAUAUGAAUAAUUUUAUCCAUACACAAAAUGACUAUGUUCCAUAAUAUAUUGAUUUUAUUGACAAAUGUGCUGUGAUUAUUACUGUUUAA
Molecule: messenger RNA, 1666 nt
Organism: Apis florea (little honeybee)
Lineage: Eukaryota; Metazoa; Arthropoda; Insecta; Hymenoptera; Apidae
Gene: shams
Product: glucoside xylosyltransferase 1 shams
Biological process (GO): protein O-linked glycosylation via N-acetylgalactosamine
Molecular function (GO): UDP-xylosyltransferase activity
Source: RefSeq, a predicted model, not a curated record